AUGUCUCCCGUUGUCAUCCAAAUUGGAUCCCGCAUUUUCAAGUUUGGACUCGCCGGCGAGUCCACGCCUUUCUCCGCAUGGGAGACCCGUCAAUUCGCCCAUAGACGAGAUAUAGACCUGCUUCCCAAUGAGUACUGUACAGAGGAAAGCAGAGCUAUCUCAAAGCUGGAGUACCUGUUCCACCCCAAUAUUCUGGAUUUCAAGCCCGGAAAUGACUUACGCUCGUUUGAAUACACAAUGAAUCUCCAUAUAUUCGAUAUUCUCCAUUACAUGUUCAAACGACACCGAAUCAACGCGGUCAAUGCCGACGUGAUCCUCGUGGCUAACAGCAUGCUCAGCCGACAAUAUAGAGACAUUCUGCGGUUCCAACUGUUAGAAAAAUUGCAUGCGAAAAGCACAGUUUUCCUAGAAGAGCCAUUGAUGGCCACGCUGGCCGCAGGGACGAGAUCGGCGCUGGUGGUAGACCUGGGCUGGCAUUUUGUGCUAAUCGAGCCUGUGUACGAUCUCCGGAUAUUAAAGACCCACUCCAAGUGGUCCAAAAGGGCAGCAAAAUGGUUGAGUCUGAACAAUGUUGCCGUGGACUUACUAUUGGACGCCAACGACGACAUUUACGAAAUUGACGAGAAAACACCAUCGCAGCUGCUGACCGAGCUGUACCACGAGCUCCCAAUCGACCUGCGCAAAACGCUCUACGAAAACAUCAUUUUUGAAGGCGGGCUGGCCCAAAACGAGCAGCUGAUUCAAACCAUUUUGCAGGAUUUGAAGGCCCAAAACAUCGAUGCCUCGUCGGCGGUCUCGUUGGGCGCAUGGGCAGGCGCCAGCAUAUACACAGACACUGUGCUCUCAAAGGACGGCAAUUGGAACUCGAUGGGCAGAAUAAAGCGAGAUAAUUAUUUUACACUUUGA
Ogataea haglerorum is the source of this 906-nucleotide messenger RNA. RefSeq lists its product as uncharacterized. Bases 1 to 906 code for a protein of 301 amino acids. The transcript has a single exon. The record is from RefSeq and is a predicted model, not a curated record. NCBI's taxonomy places the organism in Eukaryota, Fungi, Ascomycota, Pichiomycetes, Pichiales, Pichiaceae. Gene Ontology annotation, biological process: microtubule-based movement.